UCAAUAUUUUUUGAGUUGGCGGUUGGCUGCGUUUUAUGCAACCGCGCGAUUUCUGCGAUUCGUGGUCUUCAGUGAUCAAUGGUCCAGUGACUCGCACGGGCGGCUCUUUAACGUGGAAAGAAAGACUCAAGUCGAGACAAUGUUACACCUGAGAUUUGUCUUUAUGGUCUCUUUGCCUCUGGUUCUGAUGCUUCUGCUUCAGGCUAGCCAACCUGCAGAUGGCUUUAUCAUACGACUUAUAACCGAAACACUGCAAAACAAUGUGGCUGGUGAGCCAGUACUUCACGAACGGACUUCCUGGGACUUUGAUCCUGAAGCGGCCAAGCGAGCGAGGUCUCUAUACUACGAGAAGAAUGGAUUCCGUUCGUCCAAGUUCAUUGAGCGAAUUGGCGUGGGUCUAGAUGGGCACCACCAGGAUCGGAGGGCGGAGCAGGAACAUCGGGAUGUGGGGCGUCUGAAUGGAGAACACAAUGUGAACUAUCCGCCUCCACCAGCUUAGCCAUAAAUAAUUAUGAUUUAAAUUUAA
This is a messenger RNA of Drosophila eugracilis, 526 nucleotides long. RefSeq lists its product as uncharacterized. Bases 140 to 499 code for a protein of 119 amino acids. The record is from RefSeq and is a predicted model, not a curated record. NCBI's taxonomy places the organism in Eukaryota, Metazoa, Arthropoda, Insecta, Diptera, Drosophilidae. The transcript is spliced from 3 exons.